UGGUCAUUUCAGUUCCCUUCAGAGACCCGUGGACGGUACCCCUUAACCGUUCAACCUUUCAUAGAUAACGAGAAAUCCCCGCAAACAACGGCCCUCGCUGCUUGAUGGAGUUGGAGAAAUUGCAGUCGCAGUUGAAAAGCCAACUUCAGCAACACCAGAUUCUUAUUCAUCAAAUAAAGACAGAUCCACAGAAUCCCGACCUUCAGAAAAAGUUACAGAGUCUUCAAGCCCAUAUUACAAGUUUAAGCGAACAACAGAGUCAUGUUGUGAAGCAGUUGAGGCAAGAAUUAAUGAACAAAGCAGAAUUUAGGGGAGAGGAAAACAAUGUAAAAUCACCACUAAGUGAUAACCAUUCAAACAACAUCACCUCACCGGACAACAAGGAAGCAGUAUUUGCAUCGAGUAAACCUCUGGUCAAAAUAGAGCCUUCCAUUAAAAUGGAGAUGUCAAUCAAAACAGAACCACAGGAUGUUAAGCCCUUUAAGGUUGCCUCUCAGCAGAAGCCGCUGCCGAUCCAGCUCCCAAGAAUAAAGCCAAAGCCACCACCUGUGGUUCUUGUCACCCCUCAGACUAUUGCCGGUGUGCAGAUGAGCCCAAUGUUUUCUCCCGUUCAUCCUCAGUCUUCCAUGAAAGGUUCAGUCAACAUUACUACACCUUAUCAACAGAAUAACAGAGCUCCUCAGAGUUCAUUCAGACACGGUGGAAGACCAUUCCCUACUCAUCAUCUUCAGCCAAUACUGCCACGCCCCACUCCUCAAAGCAAUUCUUUACCAAUUCAGGAUACUGGAAAACAAGCAAUAAAGACUAUUGAACCCAAGAAAAUGGAGUUCAUGGCUGCUCUUGGACUUAUUACACCACAGACGUUGAUUGAAAUUCAGCUCAAGAGACAAGAACGGAAAAGAAGGAGUACUUGUAUAUCUCCACAGAAUGCACUAGAUAUAGACCCAGAGCCCAAACGAAUUAAGAAGAUAACAAUGUUACCAGUUAAAAGAGGCAGAGGUCGACCUCCCAAGUUCAACAGUGCACCAAACUCACCAAAACCUACUUCACCUGUCCCUAAUGGUUUUGCUGAAAAUGGAAAGCUCAAAAAAUUUAAAUAUAAGCGCUUUGUUACAAUGGAUUCUCCAGUUGAUGAGGAUGAUAAUCAUGAUGAAGUAUGUGCCAUCUGUAAAGAGAGUGGAGAACUACUGCUUUGUGACACUUGUAAUUUAGUUUAUCACAUGAGCUGUCUAGAUCCUCCGCUAACCUCUGUUCCUCCUGGCAUGUGGCUUUGUCCUAAGUGUCGGGAAAGAGUCAAAGAGGAUGAACCCAUGCCUUGGCCUGGUACUUUAGCAGUGGUACAUUCAUACUUAGCACACAAAACAGCAAAAGAAGAAGAAAAGAAUAAACUCUUAAAAAGAAGUGAAGAGUUAAAAGCAGAGAGAGUUGAACUAGAGGCCAAAGCUAAGCAGCUCAGUAAUGCAAUCAUGGAACAGAUGCAGGCCAAAAGUGAACUCUCAGCCAGCAACAAAUCCGCACAGAAUUCUGUUGAUAGAUUGAUUAAAUUUAUUGAAGUGGUUCAGAGUUUAUGACAAGAAUUAGUUUUUCUCUUGAAUUAACUCUGAGAAUAUUUAUUGAAACCAUUGUUUUCAAAUUGGUUUGUUAAUGUUAAUUGUUUAUCAGAAGAUAUUUGCUACAAAAUGUCGGAUUGUAUGAACUAUUUUUUGGGUUGCGCAUAUGUUUCAGUGCAUUUUGUAAGCGUUGUAGAUAAUAAUAUACAUAAUUAACAGAGAAGAUUGUUGCAUUUUGUAAUAGGAAGAAAAGCACAGAUGUUGUUUGCAAAAGUAAUAAAAGUACGUAGUGAUACUGAAUUUAA
Molecule: messenger RNA, 1855 nt
Organism: Pocillopora verrucosa
Lineage: Eukaryota; Metazoa; Cnidaria; Anthozoa; Scleractinia; Pocilloporidae
Product: PHD finger protein 21A
Source: RefSeq, a predicted model, not a curated record